UUCAGAUGUAGAGUUGUGUUGGUGGAGGCCAUUCUUCAGACCUGUAUGGGUGGAUCUGGUGUUCACGUCGCGGAACCUGCUGUCUGCAAAUAUGUCCACAAUGAUAAACACCUUUCAUAGCAGCUUCAAUCCUCCGCCGGUUCCUCCAAGGCCAGGCCACCAAGGAGGGCCAGCGCUGCGAUCAAACACACCAUUAGUCAGGUUCAUAUCAGUGCUGCUGCUUCUGCUAAUGAUACUGACGUUUGGAGGGUUUCUCUACCUGUUCCAUAGAAUCAGCACGCUGCAGGACAGACGCAGUGAUAAUGAGAUAAACGCACUAAAACAACUACAGCAGUGUGCAGAGAACCUAGGAUCUGAGAAUUUACAGCACUGCAACAAGCUCGUGGAACUCUAUAAAAAUCUCCUAAAAAAGGUCUCUGAAGCUGAAGGAAAAGUGGCUUUGUUGAUUGAACCUGGUUCCUCCACCAAUCCUCAAGCAAGGUUGGUGUUAAGUGAAUCUAAAGAGGAGAACAAAUUCAAUACCCUGGUAUGGAAAAAAACCCACUCUGUGCUGGAGAAGAUCACCCUCAGCUCAUCAGGAGUCCUGACCAUUCAGUACCCUGGAUAUUACUUGAUCCAGUCGCAAGUCACCUUUUCCAAAGCACAUGAAAAAGCACCACUCUAUCAAGCCAUAUGGUCCCAAAAGACAAAUGACGAAACCCCAAGUGAACUGCUCAAGUCCUUUUGCAGCUUGCCUCGGGGCAGUAAGAUGCCUGAUCUGUGCACUGCCUCAGAGACAGGGGUGUUCAGACUUGAGAAGGGUCACAAACUAUUUGUUAAUGUAACUGACAAGAGCUUAGUGAACCUGGACGCUACCACUUUUGGAUUGUUCAGGCUACAGGAUUGAGAGCAGACUAACUAAGAACUAAGAGGAUCUACCAGCACAAGGCAAAGUGGAUAACAGAAUCCAUCUUACAGGGUAUACAUGGAUAACUAUAUGAAAUUGGAGUCUCUGAAACUAUUCAAAAAAAAAAAAAGAAGGCUGGAACUUCUGCAGAAGAGCUUCUUCCUUUAACUUUCACCACAAUGUAAGCUCAGAGGAAAGUCUGACACAUCGUUAAGUGCGGGAUUUGCAGGGAAAAUGAAAUGUGUGACAUUUCAUAACGUUUCUAUACAAAAAUUAGUCAGCAAUUCUAAACAUGCGGUUUAAAGAAGUGGUGUAAAUGUCACUUUUAUGUAAUAUUCUCAAUCUAUACUACCAAAAAAUAAUUUAUUAACGUUGAAUCUUAGCUACUGUCUUUGCAAUAUAUUUAUGAAGAGGGAAAUCCAGCUUGAAGAGACUACUCUGAUGUGUGUAAUAGCUUCUGUGUCAUUUUUAACAUCCUGAUGAUUUAGCUGUACAAUACAAUGUGACACUACAUUUAUUAGAAGCCUGGUUUUCUCUGAAGAAUCUGCACUGACAAGAACUUCUCAUAUAGUAAAAGUAAAAAAAACAACUAGAAUGUAUUUCAAAAACCGGCGGUUUAUUUCUAAAUGAUGUGUCACAGUAAAACUUUAUGAUAAAUAUACCGCAGACGGCAAGUAGGAUUUUUAAAUGGAAGUUCCCUCUCUCAAAAUAUGUAUUUAUAUUUUUGUAUUAAAAUACAUUUUUUU
Messenger RNA from Tachysurus vachellii, 1632 nucleotides. It is a transcript of the gene cd40lg, whose product is annotated as CD40 ligand. Gene Ontology annotation, molecular function: tumor necrosis factor receptor binding. Bases 92 to 886 code for a protein of 264 amino acids. Lineage: Eukaryota; Metazoa; Chordata; Actinopteri; Siluriformes; Bagridae. The transcript is spliced from 5 exons. The record is from RefSeq and is a predicted model, not a curated record. Gene Ontology annotation, cellular component: membrane. Gene Ontology annotation, biological process: immune response.